AUGCCGCCUGUCGUUCCUCCAUCUGUUUGGUCGCUUACCGCUGAGUUGGACUGGUUGCCACAUGUGGCAUCAUUGCUAUCGCGGUGGACAGCUUGUGACGAAGAUGCCGUGAAGUUCUUAUCUCCACAACGCUCCCUUUAUCCAAUGCAAACGUACAAGAUCACGCUCAACCAGGCUGCUAUCGCAAGAACCCUUGGGUACUGGCACCCAGUUGCCGAUGCAGGCGCCACAGCACCUUUGGUUGCCCGUCGUUUAACUGUCCCUCCAACUGAGACAAGUGCUCAAUACGGUUCGCACGGCGACUUCUUACACCGCCUUGUUAUCCGGAACAUCCAUCCGAUAGAGCUCUGUAUAUCCAGACAACUUCAAGUCAAUGGUAAUCAGUCCAACUGA
Cantharellus anzutake is the source of this 393-nucleotide messenger RNA. RefSeq lists its product as uncharacterized. The record is from RefSeq and is a predicted model, not a curated record. The transcript has 3 exons. Lineage: Eukaryota; Fungi; Basidiomycota; Agaricomycetes; Cantharellales; Hydnaceae. Bases 1 to 393 code for a protein of 130 amino acids.